UUAGCAUACAGGUAGAACCCCUCAUUGAACACCACGCAACAAAGGUACACCGACCGCCGACCGUCAAAUGAUCACGAAGUGACGCGGGGAUUUCGAUCGAUUGUACGGCGGACAUUGAUGAUCCGAACACGGUCACAGGGUGUAAUACAUUUCAAAGUCAAAGUGGAAGAUCGACUGGACUAUGAUGAAGAUUGUGGACAUAUGUUGACAUUCAAAUAGACAGUCUGGAGUGAGCGAUGGCGCUAUUGAAUGUAAUUCCCCGCCGGUGGUUAUACCGUUUCUGCAAGGCGUGGUGUAUACAGAUAUUCCUGCUGUCGUGUAUUAUUUACUUAACCUUGUCAUGGGUCGUACAAACUGAAUUUGAAGCUCCAGAAAUCAACUUCAAUGCGCCCAAGAGCCUCCGAAAACACGAAGACUUUAUUUGGGAAGAUAGCAACCACCUCAUUGUUGCACACAAACCCCCAACCGCAAUCAACUCAUCGAACGAAAAACCUAAAGAGGAAACCCAAAAUAAGUAUCAAGAGCAACCGGCCGGCAAACACGAGCAACCGGCCGACAAGCGAGAGCAACCGGCCGGCAAACAAGAGCUACAGGCCGACAAACGAGAGCAACCGGCCGGCAAACAAGAGCUACAGGCCGACAAACGAGAGCAACCGGCCGGCAAACAAGAGCUACAGGCCGACAAACGAGAGCAACCGGCCGGCAAACGAGAGCAACCGGCCGACCAACAAGAACAGCCAGCCCAGGAAAAACCCAAGGAAGAGUCUGCCGAUGUGGACGGGCCCAAGGACUUCAUGACACAGCAGGCUGCCGUGCAACUCGAACGGCACGCACACCUCAAAGAGGCGUGUGCCAGACAUCCCGAACUGUCACAAGGGGGCCUGAACAGCUUUACACUCAGGCACCUCUACGCACACGAGAAACAUAAAAUCCUCUACUGCUUUGUACCAAAGGUUGGAUGCAGUAACUGGAAGAGGGUACUGAUGGUUCUAGAUGGUAAAAAACAAAGCACCAAGCAAAUCACAUCUGACGAGGCCCAUUUCAAAAACGGUAUGAAACGUCUCAGCGGACUUAGUCCGGCCGAGCAACAGCAUCGCCUGAAGACUUACACAAAGUUCAUGUACACACGACAGCCAUUCCUACGCAUCCUUUCAGCCUAUAGGAAUAAGUUUGCUGAUAUCAAAGUCUACAGGAACGAGCCGUACUUUCAGGGGAUAGCCAAGAGGAUUAUGAAGAGGUACAGACAAGACGCCACGGCCAGGGAGCUCAAGACCGGUGAGAACAUGACGUGGUACGAGUGGACAAGCUACCUCACCAACCCAACUGAGAAGGCAAACUUUGACGACCACUGGCAGGAGAUAUACAAGAUGUGUUCCCCAUGUAAAGUCAACUAUGACUACCUCGGGAGGUUGGAGACCAUAGGAGAUGAUGCCAAAUACAUGCUGACCGCGUUAAAUCUCCAGGAUAAAGUGUCAUACCCAGCUAAAGCAAACAGUCACCCUACAAACAGUUCAAAGACAUAUGAGACAUUCUAUAAUCAGAUUACUAAAGCGACAAUUGGUAAACUCUGGGAGGUGUAUAAAUUGGACUUUGAAUUAUUUGGCUACCCCAAACCAGACUUUUAAUGCUUUGAUAUUAUGGUGACGUACCAUCAAGAUGAACAUUGUAUGAAUACAUAUUAUUACUUUAUUUUUGUACGUGCUAUUACAGUAUUGGGACUUUUUUGUAGUUGAGUUCUUUCAUAAAGCCUGUAAGCACACAAAUUUGCUUAGCAUGGCAUUUCUUCCUUGAUAAUAAACAAGAAUACCAACC
This is a messenger RNA of Asterias rubens (European starfish), 1812 nucleotides long. RefSeq names its product carbohydrate sulfotransferase 11-like. Bases 237 to 1625 code for a protein of 462 amino acids. Gene Ontology annotation, biological process: carbohydrate biosynthetic process. The transcript has 5 exons. Gene Ontology annotation, molecular function: sulfotransferase activity. Gene Ontology annotation, cellular component: membrane. The record is from RefSeq and is a predicted model, not a curated record. NCBI's taxonomy places the organism in Eukaryota, Metazoa, Echinodermata, Asteroidea, Forcipulatida, Asteriidae.